Molecule: messenger RNA, 692 nt
Organism: Ananas comosus (pineapple)
Lineage: Eukaryota; Viridiplantae; Streptophyta; Magnoliopsida; Poales; Bromeliaceae
Exons: 1
Coding region: 113-322 (69 amino acids)
Source: RefSeq, a predicted model, not a curated record
CAGGAGGAACAGUAAUAAUACAUACAUACAUAGACUGCAGGCAAAGAAGAGAGAGAGAGAGGAAGAGGAAGAAAAAGAAAGAGAAAGGAGAGAGAGAGAGAGGGAGAUCUAGAUGGCGGACUGGGGGCCGGUGGUGAUAGCGGUGGUGCUGUUCGUGGUGCUGACGCCGGGGCUGCUGUUCCAGCUGCCGGGGCGGAACCGCAUCGUGGAGUUCGGCAGCAUGCAGACCAGCGGCGUCUCCAUCCUCGUCCACGCCGUCCUCUACUUCGCCCUCAUCACCAUCUUCCUCAUCGCCAUCGGCGUCCACAUCUACACCGGCUGAUCAUCACCAUCACCAUCACCAUCACCAGCAUGAUGCAAAAUGAAUCAAAUUAUAUUACAAACAAAAAAAAUUCCAGCUCGUCGCAAUCUCAUCAUCAUCAUACAUGGAAGAUCGAGGAUGUUGUUAUUGUUGUUUUUUUUUUUUUUUUUUGGAAUUUUUUUUUUGUUUUUUUUUUUGUGUUUUGGAGUCUGUGUAAGUGAACGAUGGAUUACUUACAGAAAAGGAGAGAAACAAAAAAAAGCAAAAAUUAGUAGACGUAUUUUGAGAUUUUCUUUUUCUUUCUUUGGUAUUUUGGUUCUGGUGUGAGCGAACGAUGGAUUGCUUGGUUUUAUUUUUUAUUUUUAAUUUAAAAAUAUUCUGUUUAAUUUGA